CGUAUUGAAUUGAUGUUAUAUAAAAUCUAUGUCAAGUCAAACAGCAACAUCAUUUCUGUUUAUUUUUAUAUAAUUAUUCAAAACGAUUGAUAUGCAUAAAUCAGUUUAAAUGAUUUUAAUUUUCAUUUACACGUCAGUUGAAAGUAACCUCCCUAUGCCUAAAAUGAAGGUGCCCGAGAUGAAGUGCGUCGUUGGCUCUUCAAUACCGAAAAUGAAUUGGUGUGAUAGGACAUUUGACUGCUUAGACUUUACGGAUGAAUUGUCAUGUCAGAACAAAAUUAAAGAUCACAAUCUCACGAUUAUUGGCAAACCAAUGAUGCAAUCUCAUUUACCUAAACGACUAAUUCGCGAGGCAUAUUUCACCUGUGAACAUAGCAAAGAGUGGAUAUCUACAUUCGCUAAAUGUGAUAACGUCAUAGAUUGUCUCGAUGCUUCAGACGAAGUCCAUUGUUCUCACGAUAAAAUUGGAUGUGAUGACAACGAAUUCUCUUGUGAUGGCGGACAUUGUAUAAAAUUAAGUCACGUGUGCGAUUUUAUAUCCGACUGUGUGGACGGUACAGAUGAAAAAUGUGAAUACCAAACCUGUGAUAAAAAUGAAAUUCCUUGUGAUAAUAAACAGUGCAUUCCAUCAGAAAAACACUGUAAUGCUAUACCUGACUGUUUGGAUAAUAGCGAUGAAGAUAACUGUGAGUCCUGCAGAAAUUCAUUUCUUUGUUCUGGUGAUAACAAAUGCAUUCCUCUUCGUCUGAUAUGUGAUCUAUACCCUGACUGUACGGACAGCAGUGAUGAAUUGGCUUGCGAUUUAGAAAUGCCAAAAUCUGCUGAUUUUGGCGAUGGAUAUCUUUCUCUGACAUAUUGGAAAGAUAUGUUCCAGCAGGCAAAACAUAUCCCACAAAGAUCCUCAUGA
Messenger RNA from Ruditapes philippinarum (Manila clam), 907 nucleotides. RefSeq names its product low-density lipoprotein receptor-related protein 2-like. Gene Ontology annotation, cellular component: plasma membrane. Bases 110 to 907 code for a protein of 265 amino acids. Lineage: Eukaryota; Metazoa; Mollusca; Bivalvia; Venerida; Veneridae. The record is from RefSeq and is a predicted model, not a curated record. Gene Ontology annotation, molecular function: protein binding. The transcript has 6 exons.